AUGGCCGACAAUGUUGUAUUUACGUCUGCAAAGACCCGCUCCACAAACGACGUGCAAUCUAGCAAUAUCGUCAUAGCUACGUGUACUCGGAAUGACAACACGAGAGUUGCUUCAGUGGAGCAAACGGAAAACGAAUCUACUGAAGAAUCUGACGCUGAAGAGCGGCUUCUGACAGUAUGCUGUCGAUCUGGGAGACUGGGUGCCGCGUGUUACACUCUGCAGACUGGAGAGAUUCAAAUCCUGGAAGAGAUAGUGGACCGUCCACCAGAGCACCAAAUAUUUGUGUCUCUGUUCAACCAGGUGGACCCGGUCAGGGUGAUCCUUGACGGGAAGUCGCAAGGCACUUUCGUGAAGGCAGUCAAGGGCGUUGUCUUGAACGAUAACUCCAAUGAUAGUUUAAAGUGCAAGCUGAUAUUUAUAUCGUCUAAGGAAUACAAUUUCGAAGCAUGCAAGCGACGCAUUCACUCUCUCUCUCUACCCCACGAGCCGGCCAACUGCUCAGAGGAGGAACGCAUACUGUUCCUCCGCACCGUCGUCGACUUCAAUCAGACACAAACUGUACACGCCUUGGGAGCUAUGCUGAGAUACUUGGACCUCAACUGGUCCAAUCUGGUCAUGGAUUUGCACGGAAAGCCCCAGUGUCUCAGUUUGACCAGAAUAUCACUAGCUGACAUAGUAGCGAUGGAUGAAGACACUUACCGAGGACUGCAAAUAUUCAGCUCUCUCUCGCACCCCAGUGGUUUCAAGAAGGGCGUACAGGGCAGCAACAAGGAGGGCUUGAGUCUCUAUCAGCUCUUCGGUAAAUGUUCGUCCAAAGUUGGACACAGAAGAAUGAGGAUCCUUCUCCGUCACCCGACGAAAGACCUGGAGACGCUCCGUCGUCGGCAGGCCGUGGUGGCAUACUUCAUGAGGCCCUCCAGCGACUCCCUCGUGAGGAACAUCUGCGCGUCUAUGAGGUUCAUCAGGAAUGUUAACGGAAUUCUAGCAAAAAUAAAAGCAUUGUCUGCUAAGUCUCAUCAGUGGAAGUCACUUUACAAUACUCUCUACAAUGUGGUGUUGAUAUGCGAGAUGUGUGAGCACGUAGGAGAGGGUGUCGAGUAUUUGGAGCAACUGGCCAAUUAUGACACCAAUAAGUUAUACGAGAUGGCGCUGUAUAUGAACAGAAUUAUCGACUUCGAUCUUACUAAAAGUGAAGGAAAAUUCACAGUAAAGGCUGGUGUUGACCACGAUCUUGACUUGAAGAAACAAACCAUGGCCAGUCUCCUCGGGCUGAUGUCGGAGACGGCGGCGGUGGAGAUGGACCGCCUGCCGCCCUUCGUGCAGGAGUGCAGCAUGCUGUACAUGCCGCACCUCGGCUACCUGCUGGUGCUGAAGGCCUGGGCCGACCACCUCACCAUGGAGCAGAAGGAACUGCCCGAUAUGAAGUUUAUGUUUCAGAAUAACGACCAAAUUCACUAUAAAAGCCGAGGAUGUGAAGAACUGGACGUGAUGAUAGGCGACACGUACCCCGAGAUAGUGGCGCACGAGACGCGCAUCAUGAUGAAACUGACGGCCACCAUACUGGAGAACCUGCACGCGCUGGCGGCCGCCGUCGACUUGUGCGCCGAGCUGGAUUGCCUCAUCACAAUAUCGAAAGUAUGCAAAGAGUACAACUUCGUCAAACCAACGUUAACCACAGACAAAAUAAUAAACAUAGAGCAAGGCAAGCACCCGCUCUACAUCACUACUAUCGAUAACUUCGUGCCUAAUGACACCAAGAGCACAUUGGAGUCGGGUUUUGUGAAGAUCUUGACCGGACCCAACUCAAGCGGGAAGUCUGUCUAUAUGAAACAGAUCGGUCUGAUAGUGUAUCUGGCGCACAUAGGCAGUUUCGUGCCCGCCGAGGCGGCGACUAUCGGCGUGGUGGACCACAUCUACUCGCGCAUACAGUCCACCGAGUGCAUCGCCGCUCAUAUGUCCGCCUUUCUUAUUGACCUGAGACAGAUGGCGCUGGCUAUACGCGAGUCGUCCAGCAACUCGCUGCUCAUAGUGGACGAGUUCGGCAAGGGCACGGCGCAGACGGACGGGCUGGCGCUGCUCGCGGCGUGCGUCAGCUCGCUGCUGUGCCGCGAGCAGCGCUGCCCGCACCUGCUGCUGGCCACGCACUUCCUCAACAUACAGAACUACAUCGUGGACUCGCCCAUCGUCAGCUUCUUGAAGUUCGAGCACAUGGUGCAAGACGGCGAGCCGGUGUUCCUGUUCCGCGUGGUGGCGGGCAGCUCGGACUGCAGCUUCGCGCGCGCCGUGGCCGCCGCCAGCGCUGUCCCGGAGCACGUGCUGCAGCGCGCGGACACGGUGUUGGAAGCUAUGACGAAAAACGAAUUACCACCGCCCGACAAGGAAAUAAUGGCGAAACUCAAAAAUGUCACCGAAGUAAUUAAAAACACUCUUCUCACAGAAGAUAUUUAAUUAUAUAAAAUUCCUUUAAUAUUAUAAAACACAAUGAUAUUCAAUUUGCUUAGCACUAGCAACAAUAUAAUAUAAAAUUUAAUUUCAAAUUUGUAAAAAAAAUUAACUACAAAUAACUAUUUUUUAAUUUAUAUAAUAUAAUGGCUUGUUAUAAAAAUUAUAUACCUAAUUAAUGAAAAUGGAAUGUAUCAUACAUUUUGUCAUUAAAGUACCAUAACAUUUAUACCUAGUUCAUGCAUUUAAUAAAAUAUAUCCGCACCACUUCUGAUAUCAUUUGUGACGUCAU
Messenger RNA from Bicyclus anynana (squinting bush brown), 2734 nucleotides. RefSeq names its product mutS protein homolog 5-like. Gene Ontology annotation, biological process: mismatch repair; chiasma assembly. Bases 1 to 2448 code for a protein of 815 amino acids. The transcript is spliced from 18 exons. NCBI's taxonomy places the organism in Eukaryota, Metazoa, Arthropoda, Insecta, Lepidoptera, Nymphalidae. Gene Ontology annotation, cellular component: nucleus. Gene Ontology annotation, molecular function: mismatched DNA binding; ATP-dependent DNA damage sensor activity; ATP binding. The record is from RefSeq and is a predicted model, not a curated record.